This is a messenger RNA of Staurois parvus, 729 nucleotides long. The record is from the annotation of a GenBank genome assembly. Lineage: Eukaryota; Metazoa; Chordata; Amphibia; Anura; Ranidae.
CAGUGUCCAAUCACAGCUAAUCACUGAUCAUCAGAGCACUUAUGAUCAGCCCCAGCAGUGCCACCUUUCAGUGUCCAUCAGUGCCAGCUGUCAGUUGCUCAUCAGUGCCACGUGCCAGUGCCACAUCAAUGCCACAUAUCAGUGCCUACCAGUGCACAUCAAUGCCACAUAUCAAUUUGCCCAUCUGAGCUGCCUUUCAGUGUAACCCAUCAUAACUAGUCAGUGCCACCUAUCAAUGCCAAUCAGUACCACCUACCUAAUCAUUGCUUGCCAAUCAGUGCCAUUUAUCAGUGCUAGUCAGUGUCACCUAUCAGUGCCAGUCAGUGCCGCCUAUCAUGCGCAUCAGUGCCACCUAUCAGUGCCCCUCAGUGCCGCCUAUCAGUGCCAGUCAAUGCCACCUAACAGUGCCAGCCAGUGCCGCCUAUCAGUGCCAGUCAGUGCUGCCUAUCAGUGCCGCCUAUCAUUGUCAUAUAUGAGUGCUGCCUUUCAGUGCCCAUCAGUGAUGCCUGUCAAUGCCCAUCAGUGCCACCUACCAGUGCCUCCUCAUCAGUGCCACCUAUCAGUGUCCAUCAGUGCAGCCUAUCAGUGCCCAUCACUGCAGCCUCAUUUGCGCACAUCAGUGAAGGAGAAAAAUCACUUAUUUACAAAAUUUUAUAACAAAAAAACUAAGAAAAAAAUUUUUUUUUCAAAAUUUUCAGUGGUUUUUAGUUUGUUUAAAUGAAAAAAUAA